AUGGAUUUUGACCCGAAUACGGGAUUACCUUGGGGCACCAAUCCCUUCAAAGUCUCUCCACCAGCCUUCACCUCUUCGAUAGAUCCUACGAUCUUGAAUUCGUUUCCUUCCACGUUCUCAACCCAGAGCGACUUCCCAUUUGACACUACCCUCGUACCAACCCCCUUUUCAAAUCUACACGUCAAUGGAGAACCCAAAGCCGGAACUUUUUCAAACCAAUACGCGCCAUUACUUCCACCCUCGCCCGUUUCUCCUUUGCAAAAAUCCCCUGCUAGGAGCAAUUCGGAUUGGGAACAGCGUUCGCAAUCCCAGGGGUUCCAACCCGGAUCAAGCGCCAUUCCUACCUCAUUGGCAAGGCCUUCAUUAUUAGCAACGUCUCAGCUUCCUGCAAGCGAUAUAUUCAGUUGGACAGAUGACAUACCCGUCUUGCAACCCAAAUCAUUGGACUGUCCCCAAAAUAUAAACCAAGGACCGGCAAUCAAUUCCUCUCCAUCCACAGGUGUCGCAGUCCAUGGCUUCCCAACCGAUUUUCCCCAUAUUUCUCCCAAGACUUCGAUCACAAACUUCCACGCCGACCUUUCUACCUUUUCGAAUAAUACGUCCCCUAAUUAUAAUAAUCCGUUUUCAAACAACGCUGCCUCCCCGGGUGAUUGGGGGCAUUCCACUCCAUCAGGUUCGGAUGCCACUCGCGCUUUAAGAAAAACUCCCCAAAAGAGUAAGAGUGUAGCCAACCAGUUCAGUAGCAGUCGCUGGCAAACACCUGCAACCACUCCCACGCCCGAGGUUAAAUCAAACAUCAAAUCAAUCAGAAACAACUCUUCUCCAGACUCCACACCAUCGAAAACCAGCCGAAAGGUCUCAAGCAGCUCACCUUUGACGACAGGCACAAAUUCUGCCAUAUUUGUCAAUUUCACCUCCAGAGACUCUAAAAAGUUACUUAACGGGGUGGCUCCUAGCGGCAGCUCCAAGCGCAAGAAAACUUUGGACGGCAAGUCGACCAGGCCAGAUAACAAGAAUAAGCGUUCGAUUUCCGAUGAUGGGGGCGAUGCAAUCAAGAAAAGAAGAGUUCAGAGCAGCUCCACUUGA
Molecule: messenger RNA, 1086 nt
Organism: Puccinia graminis f. sp. tritici CRL 75-36-700-3
Lineage: Eukaryota; Fungi; Basidiomycota; Pucciniomycetes; Pucciniales; Pucciniaceae
Exons: 2
Coding region: 1-1086 (361 amino acids)
Source: RefSeq, a predicted model, not a curated record